AUGAGUGCGUCCAAUUUCGACAUCGAUGAGCGUACCUUCUUCGUUCUCCCCGAUGAAGAACUGCCAGAGCGCCACCGCCGAAGCAAACGACUCACCCCCGAGAUCAUAUUUCUGGCAGCAGUUGACCGCCCGAGGGACAGUACUCACGAGGAAUAUUACGUCUAUAGACCGAGUCGUCAUCAAGGAGUUUUGCUGAAGGAGGUCAUACCUAAAAUCAAGCGUAAGUGGCCCGCACGAGACCGAGACAAGCCCAUUCUGAUUCAGCACGAUAACGCCAAGCCCCACGUCUCUCCGUACGACUCCGACAUCGUGGCAGCUGGAACAAUCGUCUGCUCUGUCAGCCACCCAAUUGACCAGACUUAA
Molecule: messenger RNA, 363 nt
Organism: Phytophthora nicotianae INRA-310
Lineage: Eukaryota; Oomycota; Peronosporomycetes; Peronosporales; Peronosporaceae
Exons: 2
Coding region: 1-363 (120 amino acids)
Molecular function (GO): nucleic acid binding
Source: RefSeq, a predicted model, not a curated record